Messenger RNA from Diorhabda carinulata, 3850 nucleotides. RefSeq lists its product as uncharacterized. The record is from RefSeq and is a predicted model, not a curated record. The transcript is spliced from 3 exons. The coding region runs from base 696 to 1478 and encodes 260 amino acids. Lineage: Eukaryota; Metazoa; Arthropoda; Insecta; Coleoptera; Chrysomelidae.
GCGACUGUCCCUUACACUGUUAUUAAUAAUUACUCACAGAAGUGAGUAAUUUAGAAAUGCCGAAGAUCACUCCUUAAAUAGAUAUACUGAAAAUAUCAGGGUGGUGCCUAAACAGACUGGAUAGAAAACAAAAAUUAAUAUUUACUUAGUUUAAAAAUAUUGAUAUUUCUAAUUAUCUAGGUACAUAUAGUUUCACACUACUAAUUUUAACUAUUAAUUUAAUACUAUUAAACAGUUUUUUAUUUCCCAUCGGUGUCCGUUACUAUUAACAAUAUAAACCCGAUAAAUUGCGAAUAAAAGUGGACGUUGAAUGUUUGUAAAAUCAACGCGAAGGGAAGCGUGGCCGGUUGUUUAGUCGGAUGCACGAUUUUGGUGAAAGCACUUGGGUGAGAACCAAAGCUAUAAUGAUAAGAGAUGAAGUGUUUUACGUAAUAUAAACAAACUCCCCGCAUAAAGUGGAGAGAUUUUGACCUUGUUUUAUAAGGGACAGUCGUUUAGUGAACUUUGUCUUGAGAACACGUCUUUUCAUUCUAGCAUUUUCACGAAAUUAUCUUACAGUUCAGUGCAGUGCAGUGCAAAAAACACAAAAGUGAAUUUGACUUUAUUUGUGUGGCGAGACUUAUUCAAGCAAAUAUGCCAAAAUACAACACCAAUUUAACUCCUGGCAAUGGACGCAAGCAAAGUUACGUCAGAGAAUGAAAAAAAUUCGUGAUAGCAAAAGGACAAGGCAGUUACUUUGUGGCGAAAAUGUAACUCCCAGACCGAUAAACGUGGCUACAGAAGAAAUAAACAUUCCAAGUACUACUAGUAGUGCUUCACCACCACACCAGGAUGUACGAGAAGAAGUUGCAGCUAGUAGUAGUAGUAGUAGUGCUACACCACUACCUUUUAGAGAUGACGUACGAGUCGAAGUUGCGUCAACAAGCUCCACGUAUUUGCAGAUAGAAGAUGGUGUUCCAAAACAGCGAGAAAGUUUACAUACCCCCACCCUACUGCAAGGACCUCAAAAAAAGUUACAAUUCAAAGUGAAAAAUUUUUUCAAUGACAUUAUAAACUUUAAACAUGUAGACAUCUUCAAUUGUAGAAAUGAGAAUUUAGAAAUAGUGAGUGAAUAUCGUCAGGGAUUUCGAAGUGUUGAAUGCGGUUUAUUCGUUGAUGCUGAAAAUCCCUAUUUGGCAGCUACACCUGAUGGUCUAAUAGGAGAUAACGGCAUUAUUGAGGUGAAGUGUCCUUAUUCAGCAGCUAAAACGACACCUAUAGACGCCAUCCAAAAACAAAUUAUUAAAUUUGCAGAACUUCGGGAAGGACGUAUGUUUUUAAAACGUAGCAGCAAUUACUUUUAUCAAGUACAAGGGCAGCUCCAUAUAACACAACGUCGUUAUUGUAUUUUUAUUGUUUGGGGACACCUAUUGGAAUUGAGUCUGAAAUUAUAUUUCGAGAUGACAACUUCUGGGACCAAAAAAUGUGUAAGCAUCUAGAGAAGUUUUAUUUCAAAUGUUUGUUACCAGAAAUCAUCAAUCAGCAACAUAUUAACAAAAGACGUAUUAAGGAUCUUAGAAGAUGAGAAAAUAUUUAUAAGUAUUUGUUCUGUUAUAAAUCUAUUGAUACCUUAUGAAAUUUAUUUUUUCUGUAUCUGAUAUUUUGUUGUUUAAGAUACCUAAUAUAUUUUAGAACCGCAUCCUCUAUUAAUGGAGUAAUAUCCCAUACAUUAUUGUUCACGUAAUUGCGUAUGCUGAACAAUAUUUUUUCCGACCAUGCAAUUUACAGUGUAGCAGACUCCGCCCCGAUAAUAAACACUUAUACCGAUACUAAUGAAAAUUGGGCUCAACGCCUGUGACUAGGCAACCUUCUUUACAUAAACAUCCGUUCGUAGGGGUUAAAUUGUGACCUCAUUGUUCAACAUUUUAUGUUUUUCAGUUGAUGACUGCAAAGUUUCAAUUCACUCCGAAGCAGUGUUUUUAUGUACAUUCUUUUACAUUUCAGUGAUGUGCGCGCUCAUAUUUGAGACAUACUGUGCGGUGGUUUGUAAAUCUGUUUUUUUUUGUUUUUUGCUAAUCGGUCUUUGCUUCGGCAUAGAGCAUUGUUUUCGCUGCAAUAUGCAAGUGUUUUUUUUAAUUUGGUUAAAUACUUUAGCCACAAUAUUACCUCGCGCAUAUGGCAUUUUCGGACAGCUAACAUUACAUCCUUUUAAUUUGAAAUUUAGCAAAAUUUCUACACUACAUUCAUCGUUUAUGAAGUGGUAUUUCAUAUUAAACGUUGUUUUUUUUUCACACGAUUAUCGAAGAGCGGCGGCUAAAUACAUAAAUUCUCAGCAGAAAGUGCAUUUUUCAAAGUGGUAAUAAUAAAAUUUAUCAGUUUAGUUCAAUAUUGUUUUAGAACUAACUAAAUUUAUUGACCAUUGUUGGAAAAUAAUUGUUUAAUUUAGAGUGGAUGUUACGUGUCAAGUUGAGGCAGUAUAUAAAACCGAUUUUUAAUAAUACUUGAUAGUCGUAAUAGAUCGUAAUUGCUAGUUAACAAGAAAAUAUGCAGAUUUUCCCAAUUCUUUUGGUAGUCUCUUUUUACUGCCUCUUUAUGGUAGGGGAUGCUCACGCACAAGCUUCUGGGAUCGGUAAGAUUCAAAAAUUUUGUUUAGUAUAUUAUAAAUUAAUUGGAAGAGCAAGAACAAAUGUUUUGUAUUCGUGUAAUAAGCUGAUGUGACUAAGGUUUGAAUUAUGAAUAAAAUACUACUUUAAAUUGAUUGAAAAAGAGACGAAUCAUACAAAUCAUCCGAAGGAUUUUCCUUCGUUCUUAUAGCUACCCUUAGAAUCGGCUAUAAAUAAAGAAUAGUUAUAUAGUCAUUAUGUACAGGAGAUUCCUGAUUACGUUAUUUUUUAGUUCAUUUGUAAUGGCAAAUAAAACACUAAACUUUCUUCUUAUUCACCUUUACUACAUCAUUAAACUAUAAACCAAUAAGUAGUGGACUGUAUUUACUGUUUAACUAAAUUGUACAUUGAAACUAAAACAUUUAUAUACUCUUGCUAAUUGACAUCAACCAAAAUACAUAAAAUAUAAAUAUUAUUAUAAGAUAGUAGCGCAAUAAUAAUCACACGCACACUACCAAGGCCAAAAAGCAAGUGUUACAUUUCUUUUUCUAUUUAUCUUACGGCCCAGCGUUGGUCGACUAGACAAAAAAAAGGUCUAAAAAUAGAAACCAUAAUACGGCUUGUUGCCACGGUAACAAAAUUCAGUAUAUACGGCGAACAGAUUCAUAACACGAAAGAAAUAUACAUAUAUACGAGGUGCGUUCACAACACAUUCUUUUUGCAUCGAAAACUAUCAAUCUGACCUAACCUAACCUACCUCUCAUCUAAAAUGAUAUUUCUUUUUUAAUUGUUCUACCUUAGCCCAUGUUAGUAAAUUUUCAAACGGAUUUUUCCAGUCGCUGUGGAACAGAAAUAAUUAACUUUAAAUGUAUGAACUCGCAAGUUUUCAUUGCAAAUUUUAAUUUUCUUGAAUCCAUUACGCUAGAAUUAUUAUUUUUUGAUUAAAUUAAUAUUUGAGAAUAAUUUUUUUCCCAUUAAACAGAAAUGUUUGUUUUGUGCUAUAUUUAUAUAUAAGGUUAUUAUGAAUUAUUUUCAUCAGAACCUUCUACUAUCAUUUCAGAAAGCGAAGAAAAGGUUAGACAACUACCCAGCGAUACCCAAGAAACAAAAAGUAAUGACGAGGGACCUACUAAAUUAGGAAAAAAUAUUGUUGAUAUACCAAAUAAGUGCAAAGAAGGAUAUAAGAGAGAUGAAAAUGGAGAGUGUCAAGAAAUAUUUGAUUAAUCAAACAUAAUCAAAUUUGUGUUGAAAAUAAACGCUGCAAAUUA